Dovyalis caffra is the source of this 429-nucleotide messenger RNA. The record is from the annotation of a GenBank genome assembly. Lineage: Eukaryota; Viridiplantae; Streptophyta; Magnoliopsida; Malpighiales; Salicaceae.
AUGCCUAUGGAUUCAUCUAUUGAAACAGAAUUAGUAGAAGCUCAGGAUCAACUGCAUAAAAUAGCCCACCUCAUAGAAGCAAAUUCCAGAAAAAAAUCUAAAAAUGAUGUUGAAGACCUGUUUAUCCUUCGCAAAGGAAAUACAGUAUACGACACAGUUGAUCAAUCAAGUCAAGGAACGGAUAUUGCCUAUGCUAAUCAGCUUGCUAAAUCCAGUAACGUAGAUUGGUGUAUGCCAAAUCUGAAAACUUACUUGCCUGCGUAUACUUUGGUACAACAGGAAGCAAUCAAAAAGAAUCUCAACUACCUGGAAGAAGAGUUUGAAGAAGUCCACAGGCAUGACAACGAGAACUCUUUGACACACUCAAGAGCUGGUACUAUGGAGAGUUUGAAGCCAGUGCUUUUUGUAAAGGGCAUGACUGCUCCUUGA